This is a messenger RNA of Melampsora larici-populina 98AG31, 1908 nucleotides long. RefSeq lists its product as uncharacterized. The coding region runs from base 1 to 1908 and encodes 635 amino acids. The record is from RefSeq and is a predicted model, not a curated record. Lineage: Eukaryota; Fungi; Basidiomycota; Pucciniomycetes; Pucciniales; Melampsoraceae. The transcript is spliced from 5 exons.
AUGCUCCUAGUCGAUUUCGCCACUCGGCUCAGCCAACAUCACCCGCAACUGGCGUCGCGUCUGACAGUGACUCACCUUGUCAAAUUCGUCACUCUUGCCACCGAGGUGUACCACCGCGCCGACAAAGCCUUACAGUUCAACUCGCAAGACACACGAAUGCUCCCCUUUCUGCAGCUUGCGUUGCAGCUCCAGCUUGCGCUUAGCAAUUACAACGAUUUAUGGAAUCUCACUUUUCCUAUGCUCCCUUUCGCCCAUCUUAACCCAGGAGCCCUCAUUCGAAACCAUGGCCUCCACCCGCGACUGACGACAAAGGUACACGAAGUAUACCUAAUACCUCCCACCUCGACUUGCUUCAAUUGCAAUCGACGCUCGGGGCACAGCCUUCACCAACGACCCCGCAUCGAUGGCUAUCUCUACGAUCUGGAUGGCAUUCACUCUGCCGAGUUCCAUACCUGGGCUUGCCUCGACGUAUUACCGACCAUCGUAUUAUACCUCCAAAAAAAAAAGGUUUUACUAUACUCCGGAUCAGGGUGCGGACCCACUGCACUACCAGGUGCAUUGCCACUUUGCUAUGACUCAUCGACUCGCACAGUCAUUUCGCCAAUCCCAGAUGCUUGGGCAGAUCAACUCGUACCAACUCACUCCGCGGCCCAAAUUAUAUCUCACAAAAUGUCAGAAGAAUUCACUCGCGAUGCUCUCGAUCUGUUCAGCUUGCUGCGCCGAUACAACCGCCGCGGAGCUGUGGUAUCGGUCGUUGCGCAGGGGACCCAAGACAAUCGUUUGUCACCAGCAAUGGCCCGGGAGCUACAUCAUGUGGCAAAUCACGGGUCGAAAUACCGUGGCCACUUUUGUUCACUGUGUUUCAAAACCACCGAAGUGGUUCACGAAGGGCGCAAGGCGACUCUAGGGAUACGCGCGGUUGUGACCGAUGGACUAACCAUCGGUCAUUGGCGUUGCACUGUGUCCUCAGUUCAGCUCGAAGAUCUGGCUCAUCGAGCUGGUGCACCGCCACCCAAUGGACCGUGCCUCAAUCCACUCCCCAAGGUAACUUCUCGAUUUUGCGAAGAGCACGCGAAGAAAUUGGAAGGCUGGUGUGAAGCGCAACCAUGCACAGCGCUUGCUGCAGACAAUUCGAAGACUUGUUCGAACCCGGCUCAUGUACAAGCGAUGCAAGACUUUGAUAUUCGCAAGAAGAAGGCAUUUACCCUGAAAUCAAUGCUCAAUCGACCAGGUUCGAAUCUACCAUCAGACCCGUCUGUUCAUCUCAACCCCGACACGUUGGAAAUUAUCGAUUUGGAAAUGAUUUAUCAAGCUGACGAAGCUGAUCGUGCACAUGAGGCUGCCCGAGAUGGUGGCACAGCAAAGCCCAAAGGUGCGGCGUGUCUGAGUCGCAGUCGGACUCAUAAUGAUCAAACUGUCGUCGGGACCUGCGGGAUCUUCUUGGCUAGGCAAACGUUCUACAAUUCGGAGGCACCAAGCGCUCUGAGGGACUACCUGGUCGACACGUUCCCCAACGGCCUGCCCGAGGUGAUCUUUUACGACAACGCCUGCACCUUACUUCGAGUGAUUCACAACGGAGACAUUGAUCCCACCCCUUUUGCCAACACCAUCAUUCCCGUGGACCCUUUCCACCAUCGGGCUCACGCGCAGGGUGAUGAAUUCUGCCAAAUGUACACCGAUCCCAAGCUUUUUCCAGACAUACAAGAAAACGGAUCUUGGGUCUUUAAUGCCUCCGCGGGCGAAUUGGGUAAUAUCUGGUACGGUGGCUUCGCAUCCAUGUGUCGAAAUAUGCAAGCCACCCACUACGAAUUUUUCCUUGAAGAGAUGGUGGAGUACCGCAAUGAUUGGCUUAGUGAUGCAUUGGCUUGUCGUUCCGAUGUGAAAUUUAUUGGCCUGGGCAAGUUGUAA